Molecule: messenger RNA, 1506 nt
Organism: Eruca vesicaria subsp. sativa (arugula)
Lineage: Eukaryota; Viridiplantae; Streptophyta; Magnoliopsida; Brassicales; Brassicaceae
Source: the annotation of a GenBank genome assembly
AUGUCAGAAACAUCAAAGUUAGAGUCACUUGAUCCAGAAGUCUGUGAAGAGUGUAGUUCUGCAAAGACUUCUGGACUGAGAGUCUCUGAAGGGUGCAGAUCAAAAACCUUGAUGCAGAGCAUUGUUCAUGAGCUCAAGGUUCAAAUGAGAAUUGGUUUACCAUUAGUGGUUAUGAACUUGUUGUGGUUCGGUAAGCUAACCACUACUUCUAUCUUUCUUGGCCAUCAAGGUAAGGUUAACCUAGCCGGAGGCUCAUUAGGUUUUUCCUUUGCAAACGUUACUGGCUUUGCUGUUUUAUACGGAAUUUCAGCAGCAAUGGAACCCAUUUGUGGCCAAGCUUUCGGAGCCAAGAAUUUCAAGCUUCUCCAUAAAACCCUUUUGAUGGCAGUGCUCUUACUUCUCUUGAUCUCAAUCCCUAUUUCCAUCUUGUGGCUCAAUGUUGAUAAGCUCCUUAUUGCCUUUGGUCUAAAACAAGAAAUCUCCUACAUAGCCAAAAGAUAUAUCAUCUACCUCCUUCCUGAUCUGCCAAUACUCUCCUUGCUUUGUCCCCUCAAGGCUUACUUAAGCUCACAAGGUGUUACACUCCCCAUCAUGUACACCACAGCUGCAGCCACUUCUCUCCACAUCCCCAUCAACAUAUUCCUCUCUAGAGCAAAGGGAAUCCAAGGAGUUGCAAUGGCGGUUUGGAUAACCGAUCUAAUAGUUGUGAUUCUUUUAACCGGUUAUGUGAUAGUCGCUGAGGGAUUUAAAGAUAACAAAUGGAAAGCAGGUGGGUGGUUAGACCAAAAGGCUCAAGACUGGCUUAAGCUACUCAAGCUUAGUGGACCGUGUUGUCUCACCGUGUGCCUUGAGUGGUGGUGCUACGAGAUCUUGAUCCUAUUAGCCGGAAGGUUACCAAACCCGGUGGAAUCUGUAUCUGCCUUGAUCAUAACAUUCAACUUCGAAUACUUGCUUUACGCUGUGAUGCUCUCUUUAGGCACGUGCGUGGCUACACGUGUGUCUAAUGAACUAGGCGCAAAUAAUCCCAAAGGAGCUUAUAGAGCAGCUUGCACUACACUAGUUUUGGGUGUUGUCUCGGGAUGCAUUGGAGCUUUGGUGAUGAUAGCAUGUAGAGGUGUCUGGGGGUCUUUGUACGGUCACCAUGACGUAAUGAUCAUAAACAGUGUGAAGAAGUUGAUGUUGAUUAUGGCGGUGUUUGAAGUGAUAAACUUCCCGGUAUUUGUUUGUGGAGAGAUUGUUCGUGGGACAGCGAAGCCGUCGCUUGGAAUGUAUGCGAAUCUUGGUGGGUUCUACCUAUUGGCUUUGCCCUUGGGGGCAAGUUUGGCGUUUAAAGCUAAACUAGGGGUUGAAGGGUUCUUGAUAGGGUUUUUGGGUGGAGUUUUCGUCUGUUUGUUGAUAUUGCUCAUCUUUAUUGCGAGGAUUGAUUGGGAGAAAGAGGCGGGUAAAGCAAAGAUUCUAACGUGUAGUACUGAGGAAGAAGAGAGUCCACAAGAUUCAAGACAAUAG